AUGUCCCCUCCGCAUCUAACCCACACAUUCACCCUCCGCGUCCAAGCCGGCCCCUCAUCCUCAUCCCUACACUUCCCCCCCUCACAACCCAACCCAACCCGACACAUCACGCCCGUGAUCGGCGGCUUCCUCCAUGGCAUUCCCGGCACCCGAGCCGCAGGCCUCACCGCCACCCUCCUCCCCGGCGGCAGCGACUGGGUCCUUCGCGACGACACGAAAAAUAUCCUCCACCUGGACGUGCGCACCCAGGCACGCACCAGCUCAGGACAGGGCGUGUAUAUUCAGUACACGGGACAUUUAGUCCUUGAUGAGGCGACGGAGCGGUUUAUGAGGAGGGACGAAGGGGCGGGGAGUACGGCGUUUGGGGGGCAUGAGUGGUGGAUUACACCUCAUUUCGAGAUUGGCGAUCCCGAGUAUGAAUGGGUCCAAAGGGGGGUAUUUUUCGGGAGGGGUCGGUUUCAUCUCGAGGGGGAGUUUCGGGGGGUGGAGUAUGAGAUUUUUGAGGUGAGGAAUUGA
This is a messenger RNA of Aspergillus ibericus CBS 121593, 516 nucleotides long. Its product is annotated as DUF3237 domain-containing protein. The coding region runs from base 1 to 516 and encodes 171 amino acids. The transcript has 2 exons. The record is from RefSeq and is a predicted model, not a curated record. Lineage: Eukaryota; Fungi; Ascomycota; Eurotiomycetes; Eurotiales; Aspergillaceae.